AUGGCUUCUGAUCAUGAAGCCGCCCGCCGAUCACCGGUGUCAGGGCUGACUAAACUAAUGAAGGAGCAAAGCCUGACUGGCAGUACCUUAUCAGGGAAGAAUACGGACAGCAAAGAACUCGGACCCAACGAAACGGCGAAAAAUUCCUCUGAAAAUCUACCUGAACUGGUUACAUUCCAUGAUGAGAUCUCUAAAGAAAAUAAUAAAGGCCACGGCGAUGAUGAAGAUGACUCUUCAAACGGUUUGUACAUCGAGAGGAGACCAAUACCCCCCAAAAUCGAACGGCAGCAGUCUAAUUUGACAAGCUCUUUGGGAUCACUUUCAUCAAGUAUUCCAUUUUCUGCUCCUGGAGGAAGGGGUUCAAAUAGUAUUGGUUCCAACCCACUUUAUGGAUCAGGAAAUCCGGGAGGCCUGUCCUUUACCCCCAACCUGGCCAAUGGUAAUUUAAUCCAGAGUACUCACAUAACAUCACCAAAUGUUUCCAGUUCUGCUUCUAUUGAACCAAGAUUUAUUAUUUCUAGACAGAAAGUGCAACAAUCCCAAAAUUUUCAUAAUUCUGUGUCCCGUUCUGGCUCUUCAACCAAUUUUUUCUCAAGAUCAAAAAAGAACUCCAUCGUUGGAUUGGACCCUUUAUCUCCAAUGGAGCACCGUGUUACUUAUUCUCAUUCUCCUUCUUCUAAUUCAAGCGGGGAAAGUGCUGGUAGACAUUCCUCGAUGGCCGAUUUGCGUCGUUUUUUUAAAAGAAGUACCAGCAUAUCAGGACAUCAACCUCGUGCCCUUUCGACUACAUCGUCAAGGCAGCAUUCUCCUGUCGGCUCUCCUGGAACCGUUAAUUACACAUCCCAGCCCACAAUCCAAACUACAAACGCACAUACGUCUACGACACCCAGUAGCAUUAGUAUCGUUGGAAACGGAGCAUCCAGGAGAUAUCCAAGUUCCAGUGCUUCUCUUCAAAGAAAUGAAAGCUAUACAGCCGUGAGCAAUAUGGGCAGUGGUAAUUUGAAUUCAAACAGCUACUCCCAGAUGAUAAUUGGUGGUAAUGCUCAACCGACAGUACCUUUUCACAAAAGAUACGUCAAAUUUGGUGACAGUUUAGGUGCUGGUGCAGGUGGCCAAGUGAAGCUUGUGAAAAGAACUUCUGAUAACCAGAUAUUUGCUCUGAAAGAGUUUAGACCCAAAUAUUCAAGCGAAUCCAAACGUGAAUACACCAAAAAAAUCACCGGUGAGUACUGCAUUGGUUCAACUUUGCGACAUCCCAAUAUUAUCGAAACUAUAGAAAUAUCUUAUGACAAUGAUCGCAUGAUGCAGGUUCUAGAAUACUGUGAUUAUGACCUUUUUGCUAUUGUCAUGUCUAAUCAAAUGAGCCGUCCUGAGAUUGACUGUUGUUUUAAACAGAUUCUCAAUGGAAUCAAAUAUUUGCAUGCUAUGGGACUGGCACAUAGAGACAUCAAGCUUGACAACUGUGUAAUCAACAAGGAGGGAAUUGUUAAGCUGAUCGACUUCGGAUCUGCUGUCGUGUUUUCCUACCCUUUUUCCAACACUCUUAUCGAGGCUCAAGGAAUCGUCGGGUCAGAUCCUUAUCUUGCCCCAGAAGUUUGCAUUUUCCACAAAUAUGACCCCAGACCUGUAGAUAUAUGGUCGGCAGCGAUGAUAUAUUGUUGCAUGGUUCUGAAAAAAUUCCCUUGGAGGAUUCCCAAGCUGACUGACCUUAGUUUCAAAGCGUUUGCAACACGUCCAGAAUCAGACUCGCUGAACGAAUUACUUAAGAAAGUACCCCCUCCACCAGGAUACGAAAACAAGCCCGAGAGCGGUCCGGCCAAGGCUUCGGUGGCUUCAACCUCUCCUAAACAUAUAUCAACUGCUCCUCCUUCAAACCACACUUUUAAUGAACUUGGAGAAGGCCGGUUAUUGAAUGCUCUUCCAGAAGAUUGUCGUCCACUUAUCGGAGCCAUGGUAGAGCUAGCUCCGGCCUGUCGUAUUCAAAUCGAUGAAUGCUUCAAAGAUCCAUGGUUUGAGAGCUUGGAAAUGUGUACCAUAGAAGAUGGAGUUGUAAUUCAUUCAAAAUCUCAUACACAUACUCAGGUGGAUCAAAGUGUGGCCCACAUUGCAUCCUUAGAAAAGAAAAAACAGAGGAGGUAA
Molecule: messenger RNA, 2139 nt
Organism: Komagataella phaffii GS115
Lineage: Eukaryota; Fungi; Ascomycota; Pichiomycetes; Pichiales; Pichiaceae
Product: Protein kinase
Exons: 1
Coding region: 1-2139 (712 amino acids)
Biological process (GO): protein phosphorylation; intracellular signal transduction
Molecular function (GO): ATP binding; protein serine/threonine kinase activity
Source: RefSeq, a predicted model, not a curated record